UAUCAACGAAAGAAGCCACUGAUUAUGAUUACCAAGGGUUUUUUACUGCAGCAGUGCUGGCAUAUUGGAGUAAUAGGUAUUCCUUGCUACAGUUCUGGAUCUUCACAAUCACCAUUUUCGCUAUUGUCAACGUCAGUACACACGAACUACGAGCUGUAAUACCUAGUGUGGUAACUACUGACUCCAUCCUCGGUCUUUUCUAAAGUAACCGCACGACACAAACAAAAUGUCGCAAUCCGGCGUCGUCAAAUUCUUCAACAACGAAAAGGGCUUCGGUACUGGUGAUACUUGGAUUUGUGUAAAUGUUCUUUACGACUUCCUACUGGUCCCCUGCUACGGUAAUAUUUAGCAACACGAGUUUUUGGCGAAAGUGCUAGCAGAGAGAUAUUGUCUGUAGAGCGCUCAUGUUUGAGAAAUCUGAAAACCUAGCAAUAUCAUUUCAGGUUUUAUCACUCCGGAUGCCGGUGGCGAAGACGUUUUCGUGCACUUCAGUGCUAUCAAUUCCCAGGGAUACAAGUGCCUGAACGACGGUACUAGCGCUAUCCUUUUUCUUAGACUGAAGUGCUCGUUUGCUGUCUGGGUUGUCAUAAGACAAAUCUCAUUGCAUCUGCUGAUAUCUAAGAGCGUCGUUCGUGUGUAGUAUGGAGCUUCUUACCGUCACCUUUCUGAUGCCCAUAUCGAAAUCGAGUAUUGAUUUAGGAAUUGGACAAGGAUCCAUAAUUGUUCUCGCUACUUGCACCUAGCCUCUGAAGUUGCUAGAGAUUUGCAAUUAUCUCUUAAAACUUGCUUCAGGUGAGACCGUUCAGUUCGAUACUCAGUGGGACGAUGGGAAGCAGAAGACGUGCGCAGCCAAUGUCACUGGCCGUGGUGACGGCGAGCCCCGCAAGGGCGGCGGUGGCGGCAAGGGAUUCGGCGGUGGAAAGGGUAAGGGUGGCGGCUUCGGCGGAAGCUGGGGUGGAGGCAAGGGCUACUGGUAAGCCAACUGUUGGAACCUGAGUUGUGGUGUAACGGGAUCAGGCGAAUGCGGUGGAUCGGGAAGGCGCCUGGUUGGCGUGGUGUAGGUGUUUGUGAUCGUUGCCCGCGUAGAGGUGUUGAUUUUACGUCUAGCCCGUUGUACAUAUUUAUUAAUUUCCUGAACUCAUUCUGGAUUUUGUGUGUGAAAUGUCUAAUAAACAUGUGACGAGUACUAGCUUUGUGCAUGUGCUUCGCAUGUGUAAUCUUGAUCUCGGCUAUGCUCGGUCGAGCGAAGGAUGGCAUGCUAUGUAAAAAAACUUGAAUUCCACAAUUCUGUCACAAGAAACACUGUGCUUGUACCGCUUCACGCCAGUGGGUUGAUAGAACUUGUGCUAGUUCAAAAUAUCUUCUUACUUUUUAUAUCUUCAGCUCUUUGUUGGUUUACUACUACAGAUGAUUACUAUCCAAAUGAGUACUUCAAACUGGUACAAAGAAUCUUCCAUAGCAAUAAGCACACCCGGUGAGACGUUGGACGAACUAGAAUACUAGAAAUGACGGAUGAUCGUAAGCACGGACGUUGUACUAAAGACACAACUUCUCUCCCGGCGACGGCCCCGUGUGUGUCGUAUGUCGGUGGUAGAGGUGGGAUAUGUAGUAUGAUGAAUGAUGUUAAGAGCACUUCGUACAGUUCGAUUCACGCGAGAGGUCGAGCUCGCUGGAAAUAUCAGAGCACACGUGUAGAGGAGUAGAGAUGUCAGGCGAUGUUUCAGAUCAGACAGUAACUACCAAAGGUGAAAAUGAGAACAACUAGAACUACAGAGAUGAACUUGGAAAAUCACCUGUAAGAUAAGUCCGCGGUACACGCUUUCUGCGUUCGACAUGUUUGUGGUUGCUCAAGCAUUGGGAUGCUUCCCCGUUCUUCGCGCAGCUGCUUUCCCUAUGACAGACAGCGCGUUGCGCGCACCUGCAUAGUGUAGAGUUUUCUGGUAAGACUGGCACAAAAGACGAGGGGUAUAUUUAAACGAUAGAGUAGCACAACAAUAGAACCUUAGUGUAGAGAUCCCAACUCUGCUCUUUCCUAUUUUGGUUAGAAAGAAACAGUUUGGAGCGUGGACUGGAAUUUGUAAAAAUACAUGAACGACUAAGGCACCCUUUGGACUUCAUGUUUGGCACGAAAAAUGUAGGGUGUUUGUAUCGCCAUCGAAGGUAUUAGUUUCUGGUCAGGUAGUACUCUCAUCGUAGUUGUUUCGACGUUUCUGUCACAGUAUCACCAGCGACAGUAGCUUUCCGACAAUUCGGGUCUGUCCGCACUUGAAAGCUCAACGUGAUCCCAAGGUUAAGCAGCUCGAAGGAUCAUAAGACGCACGUGCAGACUGAAAUUGUACCACAGAGAGUUGAAAAAAAAACCCUAGAAGAAAGCCAGCAUGUAAAUGCUUUUUGAAAUAAUGAAACUCCACCCCACUCAAUGGGUUCGUGCGCUCCAGGGGCGCGGAGUUCUCAAAGCAGCAAUGCGAUUGUUCAUUCCGGACAUAGUGACAGAGAUCGCCUAACUCUAAC
This is a messenger RNA of Amoebophrya sp. A25, 2511 nucleotides long. NCBI's taxonomy places the organism in Eukaryota, Dinophyceae, Syndiniales, Amoebophryaceae. The record is from the annotation of a GenBank genome assembly.